This is a messenger RNA of Lates calcarifer (barramundi perch), 2466 nucleotides long. RefSeq names its product aminolevulinate, delta-, synthase 2 (gene alas2). Gene Ontology annotation, cellular component: mitochondrion; mitochondrial matrix. Gene Ontology annotation, biological process: erythrocyte development; hemoglobin biosynthetic process; heme biosynthetic process. The record is from RefSeq and is a predicted model, not a curated record. NCBI's taxonomy places the organism in Eukaryota, Metazoa, Chordata, Actinopteri, Centropomidae. Gene Ontology annotation, molecular function: 5-aminolevulinate synthase activity; pyridoxal phosphate binding.
GGGUGCCCCCACCCCACCCCAAAGUUGAGACCCGUCCGACACCUCUGAUGGGUGGGAGCGGAGCUGCUUACAUAAUGCUCUUCAGCAUCUGACGGAUAACUGUUGACACUUUCUGACCAUCUGCCUAUUUGCUGUUUUGAAGUUCGUCCUCAGUGCAGGUCAACAGAGUAAGAACAGCUGCAGUACCAUGGCUGCCUUCAUUCAUCACUGCCCCUUUUUGAAGUCAGUUCCUAAGCCAGCUUUGAGGCGGACUGGAGCCGCCCUGCUGUCUCUGGCCGAUCAGUGCCCCAUCAUCACUCGCCAGAUCACCGUGAGCAGACCAGCCUUUCUGGAUGCCAAGCUGAGCACCUCACCCUCUAUGCCAAAGAGUCACCGACUUCCCACGGUGGACCAAAGGAGGGCUUCGGCUCAAACGGCCGCUCAGGUGGCUGCGUCUGUCUCGAAGAGCUGCCCUUUCGUCACCUCUCAGAUUGGGAUGGUCCAAGCCAGCCCUGAAGUACAGGAGGAUGUCAAAAAAGGUUUGAUGGCAUCUCUGCUUAAGGGUUUUAAUAAUUCAAUCCUCCCAACAUCAGCUCAAACCAACACUGUCACCCACCUCCUCAAAGACAACAUGGUUGGCCCCAGCUACGACUACGACCGCUUCUUCAUUGAGAAGAUAGCUGAGAAAAAGAUGGAUCACACAUACAGAGUCUUCAAGACAGUGAACAGGAGCGCUGAGGUCUUCCCUUUUGCAGAGGAUCACUCCGUCUCUGGGCGGGUGGGCUCCCAGGUAUCCGUCUGGUGCAGCAACGACUACCUGGGAAUGAGUCGGCACCCGCGGGUCCUUGCUGCAAUCAGAGAUGCCCUGGACAAGCACGGUGCAGGAGCUGGUGGGACCAGGAACAUCUCAGGCACCAGUAACUUCCACGUGUCCCUGGAGAAGGAGCUCGCUCAGCUACACCAGAAAGAUGCAGCUCUGGUCUUCUCCUCCUGCUUCGUGGCAAAUGACUCCACCCUCUUCACUUUAGCUAAAAUGCUGCCAGGAUGUGAGAUCUACUCAGAUGCAGGGAACCACGCAUCAAUGAUUCAGGGCAUCAGGAACAGCGGAGCCAAGCGCUUCAUCUUCCGCCAUAAUGACGGCCGACACCUGGAGGAACUGCUGCAACGCUCAGACCCAGAGACACCUAAAAUAGUGGCAUUUGAGACUGUGCACUCGAUGGACGGUGCCAUAUGUCCUCUAGAAGAGCUGUGCGAUGUAGCUCACCGCUAUGGAGCGCUGACGUUUGUUGAUGAAGUUCACGCUGUGGGUUUGUAUGGAGCCCACGGAGCUGGAGUGGGAGAGAGGGACAGUGUCAUGCACAAGAUUGAUAUCGUGUCUGGGACCUUAGGAAAAGCCUUUGGCUGUGUUGGAGGCUACAUUGCCAGCAGUGCCGCCCUGGUGGACACAGUGCGCUCCUUCGCAGCCGGCUUCAUCUUCACCACUGCCCUGCCACCGAUGGUCCUUGCUGGGGCCCUGGAGUCCGUCCGGGUCCUGAAGAGCCCCGAGGGACAGGCACUCCGGAGAGCUCACCAAAGGAACGUCAAACACAUGAGGCAGCUGCUCAUGGAUAAUGGCCUGCCUGUGGUCAGCUGCCCCAGCCACAUCAUUCCCAUACGGGUGGGCAACGCUGAGCUGAACACCAAGGUGUGUGACACCAUGCUGGAGAGAUACAACAUCUACGUCCAGGCCAUCAACUACCCCACAGUGCCUCGAGGUGAGGAGCUGCUGCGCCUGGCUCCAUCUCCUCAUCACAACCCUGCCAUGAUGGAGGACUUUGUGGACGCACUGGUGGAGGUGUGGCAGGAAGCCGGACUCCCGCUCAUCACCCCAGCCACAGCUUCCUGCACCUUCUGUGACCGCCCACUGCAUUUUGACCUCAUGAGUGAGUGGGAGAAAUCCUACUUUGGUAACAUGGAACCACAAUAUAUCACUGUGUCUGCGUAAAAACCAAAGCACACAAGCUACACAUACAGUAUAUGUGUAAAUGUAAUGCUAUAUUUGACAUUAUUUUAAAUACUUCAGGUGCACUGAGAGGAGAACCUGUGUACUGACUUUGUGUUUAAAUAUUCUUUAAUGUCAAUGGUAUGGACUAAAUUCCAGUAUUUAUUCACGAUUUCCUGUAUUUAUAUGAACUAAAUUGUGUUUAAAUAUUAUUAAAGAAAAUUGUGCCUAUUUUAAAAGCAUAAAACCUGCACAUUGGACACUUUCUUAAAUCUCUUAUCUAGGUGUGAUGGUGUGAAUUAAACCAUGCUAUCUAAUUUCAUGUUGCGCGAUUUCCUUUGUACCAUAUAAUCAUCAUGACCAUUAUGUUUUGUUCCCACUUCCACAAUAAUUCAAUCACUGAUGUUUCAGCCAUAAAAUGUAUGAACUAACGAACUAUUGGAGUUAACUGGCUCGUAAAAACAAGGGAUAAUAAAACAUUCAAUAAAAUUGUGGUGUUGAAAAUG